Molecule: messenger RNA, 303 nt
Organism: Helobdella robusta
Lineage: Eukaryota; Metazoa; Annelida; Clitellata; Rhynchobdellida; Glossiphoniidae
Exons: 5
Coding region: 1-303 (100 amino acids)
Biological process (GO): cytoplasmic microtubule organization
Cellular component (GO): dendrite
Molecular function (GO): microtubule binding; PDZ domain binding
Source: RefSeq, a predicted model, not a curated record
AUGGUUUGUGAUAAAUGUGAGAAAAAACUUGGCAAAGUUGUCACUCCUGACCCGUGGAAGAAAGGUGCCAGAAAUACAACAGACGAUGGUGGUCGACAGCUGAAUGAGAAUAAAGCCUUAACGAGCAAGAAAAGCAGAUUCAACCCGUAUCAGAAAUCUUUCGAGAAAUGUCGGAUAUGCAAAAGUACAGUACACCAACCUGGAAACCAUUAUUGCCAGGGUUGUGCCUACAAAAAAGGAAUUUGUGCAAUGUGUGGAGUGAAAGUUUUGGAGACUAAAGGAUAUAGGCAAACCUCUGUUUGA